CCUGCCCCGCCGCGCCGCUCCGCACGUGUGCGUGUGGCUGGAAAUCCAUAUCGCACAUUAAUAUCCAUCCAUAUCCCAAAUUCAGAGGUCGACCUGAGAGCAGCUCGGUGCAUACGAAACCAGACGGGGAGGGGUUGCUGGGGAGGCCCGGGCUUCCAUUGGCUGCAAGCGUUCGCCGCGGUGCGGGGGUAUCUCUAAUCAUAUUCAGCAUGUUUUGCACAAGAAAUGUCAGCCAGGAAGGGCUAUCCGCUCCCUUCGCCAAAUUAUUCCACGACAAUGUCAUGCUCCGAGAGCCCGGCUGCAAACUCUUUCCUGGUGGACUCGUUGAUCAGCGCGGGCAGAGGGGACGCGGCGGGAGCAGGAGGCGGAGGCGGAGGAGGAGGCGGCUACUACCCGGGCAGCGGGCUCUACCUGCCACAGGCGUCCGAGCUGUCCUACGGGCUGCAGGGCUGCGGACUGUUCCCCGUCCUGGGCAAACGCAAUGAAGGUACCUCGCAAAGCAUGGUCCCCAGCACGCACUCCUACGUGUCGGGGAUGGAAGUGUGGCUAGACCCGCCCCGCUCCUGUCGCAUGGAAGAGCCGGAGAGCCAGCAGGCCACCUCUUGCUCCUUCGCUCAAAACAUUAAGGAGGAGAGCUCCUACUGCCUCUAUGACUCAGAGAAAUGCCCCAAGGGCUCGGCCGCCGCCGACCUCGCUCCCUUUCCGCGGCUGAGCGCCGAGGUCAGCCCCUCCGCCAACGGCACCGGGGUGCCGGUCCCGGGCUACUUCCGCCUCUCCCAGGCUUACGGCACCUCCAAGGGCUACGGC
This is a messenger RNA of Meleagris gallopavo (turkey), 807 nucleotides long. Lineage: Eukaryota; Metazoa; Chordata; Aves; Galliformes; Phasianidae. The record is from RefSeq and is a predicted model, not a curated record.